Messenger RNA from Dioszegia hungarica, 2352 nucleotides. Its product is annotated as major facilitator superfamily domain-containing protein. The transcript is spliced from 16 exons. The record is from RefSeq and is a predicted model, not a curated record. NCBI's taxonomy places the organism in Eukaryota, Fungi, Basidiomycota, Tremellomycetes, Tremellales, Bulleribasidiaceae. Gene Ontology annotation, molecular function: transmembrane transporter activity. Bases 1 to 2352 code for a protein of 783 amino acids. Gene Ontology annotation, biological process: transmembrane transport.
AUGCCCCCGCUCCCCUCCUCCUUCUCCUCGAGCUCGACCUCACGCUCUCCUCCACGAUUACGUCCAGACGAAGCCCGGCCGUCCACCCCGCUCCUCUCGGACCCGGGAGCCAAGGAGUCAGGAUAUGAUGUUCCAUCAUAUAGUACCAGAUCGUCCCCACUACGCCAGCCUCGAGCUGUAGCUGGUUCAAGCGAGGAUGAGCUGGAGUUGGGCGUCGGGGGUGGGGGUGGGAUUGAGCUGGAAGAGGGUUUGGAGUCGCCCAUUGGCGACAGGGAGCACAGAGCAAGGAGGGAGCGCUCGGGCAGUGGGAUGAGCGGAAGGGGUGCAAGGACGGCGGAGGAGGUACAGGAAGUAUGGGGACCAAAGAGCCAAUGGCUGUUGUUCAUCGGUAUCGGCCUAUCUGCUUACAUCUACUCACUAGACGGACUUACCACUUGGCAAUAUCUGCAAUAUGCAACAUCUGCAGUCCUGGAACAUUCAUUAUCUGGGACAAUAGGUACCGUUCAAGCUAUCAUCAUCGCCGUUGGGAAGCCACUCAUGGCCAAGCUGGCUGAUGUUGUGGGGCGAGCGGAGACGUUUAUCAUCGUCACGAUACUCUACGUGCUAGGAUAUCUCAUCAUCGCUACAGCGAACGACAUCAGGCAGAUCGCAGCGGGGGAGAUCUUCUACGCGUUUGGAUAUACCGGUCUACAAAUGCUGCAGCUGAUCGUAAUCGCGGAUAUGACCAACUUGCGCUGGCGUGGGCUGGUCACUGGCCUGAUCUCAGCACCGUUCAUCAUUAAUAACUUCGUCUCGGCUGAAAUCGCACAGCGAGUCCUGCCAAAUUGGCGUUGGGGAUAUGCGAUGUUUGCCAUUCUCAUACCUGUAUCACUAUCGCCCAUGAUCGCCGCCCUCCUCUGGGCACAGUGGAAGAUCCGUAAAGCGAGGCGAUUACGCCGUGCCCGUCCUACGUUGAAACGUGCUUGGUCGACGGCAGCAUACGACGCCGCGUCCGAAAUGGACUUCGUCGGUCUUCUUCUCAUCGCGGCCUCGCUCGCGCUGAUCCUCCUCCCUAUGGGUCUGCUCAAGCGCGAGUCGGAGCAGAAAUGGCACAAUCCCGGCCUCUUCGUCAUGAUCGCUGUGGGCGUUGUACUGCUUCCGGUAUUCCUGGUGUAUGAAGCCAAAUACCCCUCCAAGCCUGUCGUACCUAUGCGGUGGCUAGGGAGGGGGCCCAUUCUGGGGGCAUGCCUGAUUGGGUUUCUGGACUUUAUGAGUUUUUACUUGCAGUAUACAUACCUCUACUCAUACGUCUAUGUUACUCGCGAGUGGAGUUAUCGGGAGCUCACGUACUUCGUGGCUAUACAAAGCUUGGUCAUGACUUGCUUCGGUAUCGUCGGCGGCGCAGUCAUGUGGGCGACUCACCGUUUCAAGUACAUGCUCGUCCUCGGCCUGAUCAUCCGCCUCUCCGGCUGCCUCGCCAUGAUCCGCGCACGCUCACCCACCGGCACCGUCCCCGACCUGAUAGCCUGCCAGGUCCUCCAAGGCAUCGGCGGCGGUUUCGCAGCUAUCGCUAUCCAAGUCUCUGCCCAGGCGUCCGUCGCCCACGUCGACGUCGCGACCGUCACUGCCCUCGUCCUCCUCUUGUCGGAAGUAGGCAAUUCGGUCGGUUCGGCCGUAGCUACUGGGAUAUGGACGACGUAUAUGCCUUUGGAGCUGGAACGGCUCGUCCCUGGCGCAGAGGGGAAUACGACGUUGGUGAAAGAGUUGUUUGGGAGUAUGGAGAGGAUCGUGGAGUACCCGAUGGGGGAUCCGGUCAGGAUGGGUGCGAUCGAGGCUUAUCAUAGCGUCAUGUACACCCUCGUCCUGUUCGCUGCGGUCGUCGCGGUCCUCCCGCCUAUCGUCUGCCUCCUGCUCACGAAGGAUAUCCACCUCGGUCGCGCCCAGAACGCGCACGAUGGAAAAGAUCUAGCGGGUCGAUCUAUCCGCUCUGGUCGUCGAGAUCGAUCGCGAGGUACUCGGGCGGACAGGUCAGGGAGUAUGGCGUUGACUCUGACAGAUACCGAGGCGGACCAGGAUGAUGCGCAGGGCAACGAGCUGGAUGGAGAUGAGCAUGACGACGAGGAUGAGCACAGGGGCCGUUUGAGCAGGAUGGGCAGUGAAGGUGGCGUAGGGUCGUUUCCGUGGGGAUCUACUGGAAGCUUUGCGGCGACGUUCGAGGCAAGUCCUUCUAGAGCCGCGAGGGAUAGAUCAGGGGAGCGGAAUUAUCAGUCGGUAUCGGAAGAAGGGUGGGAUGAGGUGGAUACAAGGAGGUCGGAGCGGGAGGGGUUGCUGGCUGUACCUUCGCCGGGACGGGGGGAGGCUUCGGGAGAGUGA